This is a messenger RNA of Corylus avellana, 1531 nucleotides long. RefSeq names its product 26S proteasome regulatory subunit 8 homolog A. The record is from RefSeq and is a predicted model, not a curated record. NCBI's taxonomy places the organism in Eukaryota, Viridiplantae, Streptophyta, Magnoliopsida, Fagales, Betulaceae. Gene Ontology annotation, molecular function: ATP binding; ATP hydrolysis activity.
UGAAGUCCCAGUACAAUAAUAUUUUCCCAAUCACAAAAGGUUUGCGCACAGCUGCCGAACCUGAACUACGAAUAGCGAUUUACGUUCAGAUCCGGAAUCCAAAACCCUUCGAUACUUGGUGUUGACGAUAUGGCGACGGUAGAAGUGGAAAGAAAGCAGGCAGAGGCGGCGGCGGUGGCGGAGGAGACGUGCUCGGCCAAGGCGUCCAAGCAAGGAGAGGGGCUGAGGCAGUACUACCUACAACACAUCCAUGAGCUCCAGCUCCAGGUCCGCCAGAAGACCCACAAUCUCAACCGCCUCGAGGCCCAGCGUAACGAGCUCAAUUCUAGAGUGAGGAUGCUUAGGGAAGAACUACAGCUGCUCCAGGAACCUGGAUCAUAUGUUGGUGAAGUUGUCAAAGUAAUGGGGAAGAAUAAGGUUUUAGUCAAAGUUCAUCCUGAAGGGAAAUAUGUUGUGGACAUUGAUAAAAAUAUUGAUAUCACAAAGAUCACUCCAUCAACAAGAGUUGCUCUCCGUAAUGACAGCUAUGUUCUUCAUUUAAUCUUGCCGAGCAAAGUUGAUCCUUUGGUCAACCUGAUGAAAGUUGAAAAAGUUCCUGAUUCUACAUAUGAUAUGAUUGGUGGUCUUGACCAGCAAAUUAAAGAGAUAAAGGAGGUGAUUGAGCUUCCAAUCAAACAUCCUGAAUUAUUUGAGAGUCUUGGAAUAGCUCAACCUAAGGGUGUUCUGCUAUAUGGGCCACCUGGUACAGGGAAAACACUGUUGGCUAGGGCAGUGGCUCAUCAUACCGAUUGUACUUUCAUCAGGGUUUCUGGUUCUGAAUUAGUUCAGAAGUACAUUGGAGAAGGUUCCAGAAUGGUUAGAGAACUUUUUGUCAUGGCCAGGGAGCAUGCUCCAUCCAUCAUAUUUAUGGAUGAAAUAGACAGUAUUGGAUCUGCUCGGAUGGAAUCUGGUAGUGGCAAUGGUGACAGUGAAGUUCAGCGGACUAUGCUGGAGCUUCUUAACCAGCUGGAUGGAUUUGAAGCAUCAAACAAGAUCAAGGUUUUGAUGGCCACCAAUCGAAUUGAUAUUCUGGAUCAAGCUCUUCUUAGGCCAGGGCGAAUUGACAGGAAGAUUGAAUUUCCUAAUCCUAAUGAGGAGUCUCGUUUUGAUAUUUUAAAAAUACAUUCAAGAAGAAUGAAUUUAAUGCGCGGGAUUGAUUUGAAGAAAAUAGCAGAGAAGAUGAAUGGUGCAUCUGGUGCAGAGCUCAAGGCUGUGUGCACAGAAGCUGGCAUGUUUGCUCUGAGGGAGAGGAGGGUCCAUGUAACACAGGAAGAUUUUGAGAUGGCAGUGGCGAAGGUAAUGAAGAAGGAGACCGAGAAAAACAUGUCGUUGCGGAAGCUGUGGAAGUAGGUGUUCCAUGUAUUACUUUCCCCUUUGAACCAAUGACCCGUGGCCUUUUCAUUCACACAAAGCAAACAGUUUAUGUUCUUGUAUGUUGUGUAUUGUUCUUUGAGCCUACAUCAAUAUGAAAACAGGAUGAUGUUGCCUACAA